Molecule: messenger RNA, 1413 nt
Organism: Carassius gibelio (silver crucian carp)
Lineage: Eukaryota; Metazoa; Chordata; Actinopteri; Cypriniformes; Cyprinidae
Product: CD209 antigen-like protein C
Exons: 5
Coding region: 305-1309 (334 amino acids)
Source: RefSeq, a predicted model, not a curated record
UUUUGAAAAAACUUGAGAACCCCUGAUUUCCAAAAAACACUUCCUUUCUGCAUAAAUACUGGUCACACAAACAGAUGAGGAACACAACACAGUCCACUACAGAGAGAGAAACUAGUGUUAGUUUACUGAAUGUGGAAAGGAAAAUAUAGAAAAGGGUAAAACUCAGAGAAGAAGAAACAACAUGGAUGAUGUAUAAGAAUAUGUGGACAUCUUACGAGGUAAAGUCAGAACAGAUAUCACAGAUUCAACGCCACAAGAAUCCAGUCAUAUAUAUAUGACUGUAAACAUUUGAACCGCACCAUAAAUGUCUGGAAGUGUGAAUGAUAGCAUGUAUAGAGGUUCAAUAAUGGACUCAGAAGACCGAACAGAAAGGAUUGUUGAUAUCUACGUCAGUGCAGAGGCUGUAAGAGACAUGAAACAUAAGAAAGAGACAGAAGACUUCAACACAGAAGAACCCCGAACACCUCGACACACAGAAGACUUCAACACAGAAGAACCCCGAACACCUCGACACACAGAAGACUUCAACACAGAAGAACCCCGAACACCUCGACACACAGGAAGUGGUGGUGUGACGAUCUCCAGAGCAGCUGGUGUGUGUUUGGGGCUGAUGUGUGUUCUUCUGAUGACUGCAGUCAUAGUGUUGUGUGUCACCUUCAAUCAAGACAGACAACAGCUGCAGACUAAGAUCACCAACCUCACAAAAGAAAGAGACCAGCUACAGAUUAAGAUCACCAACAUCACAGAAGAAAGAGACCAGCUACUAACCAACCAUAGGAACCUCACAGACGAGAGACAACAGCUACUAACCAACAAUAUGAACCUCACUCAAGAGAGACAACAUCUGCUGACUAAGAUCACCAACCUCACAGAAGAGAGAGACGAGUUGAAAUCAGAAAGAAAUGAUCUUCAGAAGUUUGCAGAUGGAUUGAAGUGCCAUCAAUCAACUCUUUACUUCUUUUCCUCUGAGAAGAAGAACUGGAAUGAGAGCAGAAGAUACUGUAGAGAGAGAAAAGCAGAUCUGAUCAUCAUCAACAACAGAGAGGAACAAGAUUUUGUGAAGAAUAUUUGUGGUAGUAAAGAUCAUUUCUGGAUUGGUUUGACUGAUAUUGAAGUGGAGGGCAGAUGGAAAUGGGUUGAUGGCAGCAACAUCAACAUCACCUCUGGGUUCUGGGCGCCUGGAUAUAACCAGCCAGACAGCCAUCAGGGAAAAGAUGAAGACUGUGCUAACACUCAUUCAUUAGGAUGGUUUGAUACUCAAUGUAAUGAUACGGCUAAAUGGAUCUGUGAGAAGAGUAUCCUUAAAUAAAUUAUACAUUAUAAUAAAAAUGUACGUAUAUGCAUCAUGAACAUAUAAAUAUGUCAGUAAUUUUACCUUUUUAUUUUAUUUUUAUUUUUUUGAGUGGCACAUUA